Messenger RNA from Nylanderia fulva, 3237 nucleotides. RefSeq names its product Sphingosine kinase 2 (gene Sk2). NCBI's taxonomy places the organism in Eukaryota, Metazoa, Arthropoda, Insecta, Hymenoptera, Formicidae. Gene Ontology annotation, biological process: sphingosine biosynthetic process; phosphorylation. The record is from RefSeq and is a predicted model, not a curated record. Gene Ontology annotation, cellular component: intracellular membrane-bounded organelle; membrane; cytoplasm.
GGCAAGCACUCCAGUUGGUGGGAGAGACGCCGCCGCUGCUGGUUUGCUCGCAGGGUUAGCAGCCCCGAUAAAUACGGGCCUGAAACGGUACCGAGAGUCUUGCCGAGAACCCUGUCUCGGAAUCACUUAUUCGCGUUCGCGGUGUCGACGAGGUCCGUCGACUCUCCACUGACAGAGAGAGAGAGAGAGCGAGAGACGCUCGCUUGCACCAGCUGCGUCAGGACGAGUGGAGGAAGAAGGCACUCAAAGAGGCGGAAGGACGACGCCUCCGUCAGACGGCGGACUUUGGAAUUUCGAAGCGCCACGAAGCGAGGAACAAAAUUCUAGAGCGUGGUUCCAUUGUCUCCCCUCUCUCGCUCUCUCCCUCCAGAGAGGAAUUUUUCCGCCGAUGAUAAUCGUCGAACAAGGAAGAGAGAGGUUUAGCUCGCUUCUGACACGUGCUACCCUCGAGGAAUCGAUAACAGGACGCCGGCCGCCAAAACACACGUUUAUAUCGUUAAUGUUACGUUAUUAUUGAGGAACGGGUGGUGUGCGGGAGGGAGGUGAGCAUCCGCAUGCAGAUAACACAGGGGAUUAUCGUGGACCUCUCCCACGCGAGCGCCGCCUGAUCGGCGAGAGAAGACGGAUAUAAAGGUGACGAGCGCGCGAAGGCAGCCCUUGGUCUCUCCCACUUUGACAGCUGUCAAAAUAAGCCCGCGCGAUGGUCGAGGGCAAGCAUUAUCGGCACACAAUGGAGGACAGCGGGGUCCCGGGGAACUCGAGCGCCGUCCUCGAGGAGAUCUUCUACGUGACCUCCCGGAGGAACACCUACUACAAGGUCCGACUGACGGAGAAGGGCCUGAGCCUCCACAAGGAGCACAACGGCACCGCGAAGACCGAGACCAUCGCCCUCGGCGACAUCAUCGGGUGCAGGUGCAUGCGCUCGAAGCGCAGGAACACCGGAAGCUGCGCCUGUCGUCCGGGCGCGUCCAAGUCCCAGCUGAAGUUGGUCGAGUCCGCGGAGAUCCAUCAGCAGCAGCAGCUGCAGCAGUACGACGAGCACGACACCUCGGCCUAUUUGUACAUAUACGCCUACACCCUGAAGAAGAUGCGGAUGAAGGGCGCGAUGAGACGCGAGCGGAUGACCAUCACCCUGCGCUUCCGCAGUUUUGACAAGUACGAGGACAACCUGCGCGAGGCGAGCAGGUGGCGGCUCGCGAUCAAGUGCCUCGUCGUCAACGUGCCGGUGCCCAAGAACCUCAUGAGCCCCAGCCACGGCAACCUGGAGACCCUCAUCGGGGCGUGUCCUGGCGAGAAUCGGAAACUUCUGGUCUUGCUGAAUCCGAAGUCUGGACCCGGCAGGGGCAGAGAAACCUUCCAGAAGAGGAUCCACCCGAUCCUUUCGGAGGCGGAGAGGUCCUAUGACAUUCAUAUCACCAAGUGUCCCAAUUACGCCCGCGAAUUUGUACGCACGAGGGAUAUCUAUCAAUGGUGCGGCUUACUGAUGGUCGGCGGUGACGGGAUCGUCUUUGAAGUGGUGAACGGACUCUUCCAGAGGCCGGACUGGGAGAAGGCUUUGCGCGAAUUGCCCCUCGGAGUGAUACCAUGCGGUUCCGGCAACGGAUUAGCAAAGUCCAUCGCUUAUGCUAAAGAAGAACCAUACGAUCGCAAUCCCUUGCUUAUCAGCGCGUUAUCGGCGGUCAAGAGCAAAAGAACACCGAUGGACCUCGUACGCGUAGAGACUAGAAGUCAGAUCCUCUUCUCGUUUCUAUCGGUUGGCUGGGGUCUACUGGCUGACAUCGACAUCGAGAGCGAACGACUGCGCGCUAUCGGGGGCCAAAGAUUCACCGUGUGGAGCGUAGCUCGCCUAAUAGGUCUAAGGACAUACAAGGGCAAGGUGUCGUAUCUACCCUGCAGCAAGGUUCCCCCGUUGGAAAAUGGCAAGAUAUACUGCAAAGACUAUCCCGCGGAGACUAUAUUGUCGCAUUCGAGAAGUUACGGCGACGAAUUGGACAGGUAUUGUGCCACGCCAGAAUCGAAGAGCUAUUACGAUGCUUUCGGUGAAUCAUCGGACGAGUUGAACGGCGAUAACGAUGUGAUAACCGAGAAUUUAGCUCUCGAAACACAAAUCGAGAGAAGGAACAGACUAGGCAGCUUUUAUUCCGCAAUAUCGGCGAAGUCGACCUACUUUAGCACAGGCUCGGCUAAUUCGAGUUAUCAGAGCGUCGACGAGAAUGAUAGCGCGGAGAUUGGUAUAGAGAACAUCUGUAAGAACCAAGUUAUGUACGGACCGCCGUCUACACUUCCAGCGCUUACUACGCAACUCUCAGAUGCCUGGACGACGGUGCAAGGAGAAUUUGUGAUGGUACACGCGGCCUAUCAAACGCAUUUGGGACAGGAUUAUUUUUUUGCGCCGCGUGCUAGACUGGCAGAUGGAGUUAUUUGGCUUUUAAUAGUUAAAGCCGGCAUUACACGGUCUAAUUUGGUACAAUUCUUACUAGGUCUGAGUAGCGGAACUCACGUGACUUGUCCUGGCGUUGAUAUGAUCCCGGUGAAAGCAUUCCGGAUAGAACCUAUGGAAGGAACGAGUGGACACAUUACUGUGGAUGGCGAAGAAGUUGAUUAUGGACCGUUGCAAGCCGAGAUAUUUCCUUCCUUAGCAUCGGUGAUGACACCCUGACAUAAAUAGUUUAUAAUUAUGUAUAUCUACAUAGCGGUGAUAUGUCGGCAACAAAAUCAAAUCUUUUUCGGGUAUAUAAUUUAUUAAAAUGAGGGUUUUGUUCUUUAGACUCUAGCUUGAAGUAAAUUAGUUACAACAGCAUGUAACUAGAUUGUCAAUAUGUAUUAAUAACAAUAUAUCUAUUUAGAGUUAUACACUUUUAAAUGGACAAUCUAUAUGUAGGAUAUUUAAAAUGAAUAAUCUUCCCCGAAAAUAUGUGCUCACAAAAGAAAAGUUCUUUUUGCUAUCUUCAUAAUGAAGAUGCAGGGUUAAAAUAAAUAUUUAUACAUGUAAAAUUAUUUAUAUUAAUCCCUAAGGGCUGAAUGGGUUAAAUGAGUCUGUUACAUCCUAGUGGAUACAUUUAGCUAUUUUGUAAAGUUUUCUAUCAGUUUGUACAGUGUAAUCUAUACAUGCAAUGUAAUGAUAUUGUUUGUGCUCACUAUUGUAAAUUAUACUAUAUAUAAGAUAUGUUGUGUGUUAUUAGAUAAAGUUAAUUAAUAACAUUAUUUUUUUAUGAAUUAAAUUGUUCAACAAUUUUA